UUGUCGGUUCCCAGAUGGAGAUGCAGCGAUCAAUAUGAGCACUCACGCUGAGUGUCACUGAUGAAGUUGAUGCGGUUUCGUACGUAGUAAGUAAGGGAUGGCGCGGCCAAAUCCAGACGCGCGAUGCUCCAUUCCGCAACCAAGCCAAACACAAUCACGGCAUGUUCAACCGAUUUCUUAGCUUCAUGGGUUUGAGCGCCUCAUCUCUCCUUCUUUGCUUUUUCCAUACAGCCAUUCGUUCAAGAUGCCGAUGUUCCCGCAUAUCGUCACUACGCUUCUCGCGAUUUCACGCCUCCCGUCCAUACUCGCGAGGUACAAUGGCUUCCGACACGAAGCUAUGGACGCGUCGAAGAAGGCGCAAGCGAAGCGCCUAGAGCCCUUGAUUGUGAAUCAAACAAUUACGGAGCAAUGCCCUGAGCCAACCUCCACGCGCUCCAUCCACAGUAUUAUCUUCCCGUCACCGGAUGCCUCGCCAGUCGAAGUCACUGCGCAAAGCCAGGUCGUCACGUCCUUCUUCCCUGAAAUGACCUGGUGCGUCGGUCAUCCAGUUGCUCUAAUACCGAUUUCGGGCUCACCGUACCUCAAUCAAUCGCUCGAGUACUCGACUUCCAUGAGCGGCACAAGUCUCUGCGAAACUGUCUAUGUUCCGACUGCGACUACUGUCUGCGCGACUACCCUUACCGGAAUUGCUUCCAAAGUCACCGUGUCUGAAUGCGAUCAAGAGAUCACCUUCUCGAGCGAGUGCGGCUAUACGCUGGAAACACCAACCCCAGUCACGACCAAUCACUCAAUGAUCACGCCUGCACCGACCGUAAAGCGAAUGAUGACAUACUGGCUUGCUCCCUGGCAGUCUCUAACCGCCGGAGAGACGCCUUCAGAUGUCGAUAUCAAGGUCUGCACUAUUCUGGAGGACGGGAACAUGGAGUGCAUCCGGUAUCAGGAGGUCUGGGAGGUGGUCCUUGUGACAUCGACCAUCACCACUUCGCGCGAGAUUUCGCUCACGACGACCGUUAGUGGGCCCGGUACACUAAUGGUCGAGACCAUGGAAAUUUACAUCACCGACACAAUCGAAACGGUGGACCUCUCCACAGUCUUUGCGCUGGAAACGGAGAUAGAGACCGAAAGCACGAGCAAGGGCAAGAAGCUAGUCACGAGGCCGGAGACGGAUGGAGAACCACCCGCGUCUACGGUCUACAUUACCAAGCACUUGAAGUACAAGAGCACGACACCGGACCCAACGACCACCGUCUGAGUUACUUCAAUGGCGACUCAACGUGUGGGCACGAUUACUAGAACUCGCGCCCGGCCUCGCCCGACUUUGCUAGAUCUGCCGGAUUUCUAGAGGCGAGGAAGAUGGGAAAAAGGCGUGGCGGCCUUUCAAUUUCGUUUGUUUCCUCGCCAGUAUCCGUAUAGAGUAGCUUAGUCAACAGGUAUUACAGAAG
Messenger RNA from Trematosphaeria pertusa, 1442 nucleotides. RefSeq lists its product as uncharacterized. The transcript is spliced from 2 exons. The record is from RefSeq and is a predicted model, not a curated record. NCBI's taxonomy places the organism in Eukaryota, Fungi, Ascomycota, Dothideomycetes, Pleosporales, Trematosphaeriaceae. The coding region runs from base 245 to 1252 and encodes 335 amino acids.